AUGAAGAAAGAAGUGGAUGGCACAGUGAAGACUUGGAAAGAAACCAAAAUGAAACUGGGAUUUGACUAUGCACACCCGAUCUAUCAAGCUUGCAACACCAAAGAUGACCUGAGAACUUUCUGGACUAAAUGGAUCCAAAGGAAACAUGCCCACGACGUGUUUCUGGACCUUUAUUUUGCGCAAGAGACUCAGAAUCCUGGCCCCCUGAGUGAACUGACAAUUCAUUUAAUACAGUCCAACUCUUCUGAGGACCGUUAUCUCAAAUUAGGGGGCCCAGCAGUUCAUACCCUCAUCGCUCCACGACCAUUCUCAGAAACAGCACAGAUAGCUGAAAUAGAGGAACACUUGUACCGUGUCAAGGCUCUGCCCCUGGGAAAGAUCUCACGAAACGGCUUUCACGUUGGCUUCUCCUAUAAUGGCCCAUGCAUAUUCAUAGCGUUUGUCCGGCUUUUCUACCUGAAGUGCCCUGCGUUGGCAAUGAACCAGACUAAAUUCAGCGAAGCUAUUGGUGGAUCUGGGUGGAUACGGGGCGACUGUGUGGAUGGUGCAGUAGAGACGGGCACUCUCAUUAGGGAAUGCAAGGCGAAUGGGGAAUGGGGACCUCCACACGGAAAGUGUGUCUGUGCAGCCGGUCACCAGAAUGUGGGUGACUCUUGUGAUGCCUGUCGUUUGGGAAGCUUCAAACCAGCCGAUGGCAGUGGUCCGUGUCAUCCCUGUCCAGUCCACAGCAGAACGUAUGGUGACGGUGCUUCCGAGUGUGAAUGUGAACGGGGAUUCUCCAGACUGCCGGCAGAUCCAGAGCAUAUGGGAUGCACAAGGCCCCCUUCUGCACCAGUUAAUGUAACCUUUCACUACCUGAAUGAUUCUACACUGGCCCUGCAGUGGGAGGAGCCAUAUGACCUUGGUGGACGGGGAGAAGUGACCUAUGAUGUAGAGUGCAUGCAAAGAAAGGCCACAUCUGAGCAAGUUUGGUCUAGGUGUGGAGAGGACAUAUUCUUUUAUCCAGCAUCCAAAGAACUCACCUUAAAUACAGUGAAUGUGUCUGGAUUUCGAACACAUGUCACAUACAAGCUGUCCAUCAGGGCAAAGAAUGAAAUGUCCAAGAAAAUUCCCUCUGAAUCUUCGGUUCACUCCAUUACUGUCCACAGAGAGGAAACAUCUGUCAUGCGCACUGUCUCUCCUUACCAGGUAGCUAUAUCCCCAAUGGAGCAGAAAGCCACCCCAGUCCGGGUCAUCGGUGGACUGGUAACUGGAGCAUUGCUACUUGCAGCUCUGGUGUCAGCUGUUUUCUGUUUAAUUCGACAUAGCUACAAAAGGCUGCGUAAAAAGUUCAAAACUCAUGCAGGUGCCGGGGAGUGCGGAGAGGAAGGUUUUGCUUAUCUUAAUUUCACACUGAUUCUCCCAUUCACUACAAGCUCAGUUCCAGUUCAUUCGGCGCUAAGAGAAGAGUUGCUGAGUGGUCUCCGCAAUGUGUUGGUAGAUCGUAGUAAACUGACCCUGGGCAAAGAGCUUGGAAAAGGGGAAUUUGGAGCAGUCUACGAGGGAAUAUAUUCACCUUCAGAGGGGACGAAGAUCAAAGUGGCAGUGAAAACCAUGCGAGUUGGAAUACACUGUCACGAGGAUCUGGAAUCGUUCCUUAAGGAGGCAGAGAUAAUGCAACACUUCAACCAUGACAAUGUUGUCAACUUGCUAGGGGUCACUCUAGAGCAGGAACAGGACUCUCCCACUCCCGUGCCUCUUGUCAUCUUGCCCUACAUGAAACAUGGAGACCUGCGUCGCUUCCUCAUCGCGACCCGCUACGGUGACAUUCCCAUGUUUGUGCCAUAUCAGUGUCUCCUGCGUUUUAUGGUGGAUAUUGCUGCUGGUAUGGAAUAUCUCAGCUCUCACGGCUUCAUCCACAGAGACCUGGCUGCACGCAAUUGCAUGUUGGGCGACGACUUGCGUGUGCGUGUGGCUGACUUUGGCCUGUCUAAAAAGAUCUACAGCAGUAACUAUUAUCGGCAGAAGGUUGCUAUCCGAAUGCCAAUCAAGUGGAUGGCUAUUGAAAGCUUGUCAGAAUCCAUGUACACCACCAAAAGUGAUGUGUGGUCUUUUGGAGUGACCAUGUGGGAGAUUGUCUCCAGAGGAAGGACACCUUAUCCAGGGGUGUCCAACCAUGAACUCCUGGACUUGCUGGAAACUGGCCACCGCCUCAGACAAGGAGAAUGUGAUGAAAAACUAUAUGAUGUAAUGAUGAGCUGCUGGCACAGGGAUCCCUUGCAGAGGCCUUGUUUUGGAGAACUGGGUGAGAGGCUCAAAGUCCUGCUGUCAGAACUACCACCACUGGAGGCCAGUAAGGAGGCACAUUACAUCAACCUGGGACUUGAGGCAGCCAACCAGGCAGGUGCCAGUGGUGUGGACCCUGACGCAGAGGGAGCUGCUGGGAAUGUAUACCUACCUGCCCCGGUGGCCACUGUAGCCUCUCCAAAAGAAGAUGAGGAAGGAUACUUGGUCUGCAUUAAAGCUGGCUCUGCUCACAGGCCAGCGGAUUAG
Messenger RNA from Chanos chanos (milkfish), 2532 nucleotides. RefSeq names its product ephrin type-A receptor 3. Gene Ontology annotation, cellular component: signaling receptor complex; plasma membrane. The record is from RefSeq and is a predicted model, not a curated record. Gene Ontology annotation, molecular function: protein binding; ATP binding; transmembrane receptor protein tyrosine kinase activity. The transcript has 14 exons. Gene Ontology annotation, biological process: cell migration; natural killer cell differentiation; phagocytosis. The coding region runs from base 1 to 2532 and encodes 843 amino acids. Lineage: Eukaryota; Metazoa; Chordata; Actinopteri; Gonorynchiformes; Chanidae.